UUGGCUUUCAUUUCCUGAAGCCUCAAAUUCGUCUCGUGAAAUCUCUCUCUCUCAGACAAACUCAUGCUUCGCCGAUCCCUAUUCGGACCCAGAUUCAAGGCCAAGAGCCUCUCCAUAUCCGGGCAGAGGAAGAAUCCAGCCCGACCGCCGAAGCUCCGAGAUGUGAAGAAACAAGUAAAGGCUGUUCAAGAGUCUCAGAGUCCAAUCCAACUUGAAAAAGAAGAAGCACAGGCUGUUAAACCUUGUGAAGUUUGUGGUGGUGCUGCUGGUUCCCAUCCUAGUGUAGUGUGCCCGUAUCUUCAUGAUGUCCCGUGGCAUGUUACGAGUGUUGGCGAGGGCUACAAAAUAGCAUGUUGGUUUUGUUGGAAGGGCCAGUAUUGCAGGCAUCUAAAGAGGUAUGCUAUUCGACUUAGUUGUAUGGAGUGAGGAGCGGAUGGUCUUCACACAUUCUGGGACUGCCCUGAGAGGCGAGGGAAGGGAAUUGAGAUGCCCUCCGUCCGUCGAGUGAAGCUAAUUGGGAGGUCCUUCCGUCCAGGGAUGUCAUCGUUACGUCGUCCACGGUGGUAACUAGGUUAAUUGCCUCAUUAUUUUCUCUGAGUAGCUUCAGCACUAGCUAGUCCUUGUCUGUUCAUGU
Malus domestica (apple) is the source of this 634-nucleotide messenger RNA. NCBI's taxonomy places the organism in Eukaryota, Viridiplantae, Streptophyta, Magnoliopsida, Rosales, Rosaceae. The record is from RefSeq and is a predicted model, not a curated record.